AAGGGCGGGCGUGUGGAUGUCACCCCCACCCCUGGGUGUCUGGUGGGGCUUGAGCGUUGUGGGGGAGAGGUGUUGGCUUGGUCUGGUUCAGCAUGCAUCCGGCACUGACUCAGCAAGCCAACGGGUUGACCCAGCACGACUCAGCGGGGUUGUUCAAUAAAAGGAAGCGAGUUUCUCUCUUCGUGAGCAUUGCUUUGCUGAUCGUCUCCGUGUUAAUAUUGGCUGUGGGAUUGGUUGCAACCACCAGGACCCUGAACGUUUCGGUUGGAGGAUAUUAUCCCGGGGUCAUUCUUGGUUUUGGAUCAUUUCUCGGAAUUAUUGGGUCAAAUCUACUGGAAAACAAAAAGCAGAUGCUGGUGGCAUCAAUCGUGUUCAUCAGUUUUGGUGUAGUGGCGUCUUUCUGUUGUGCCAUUGUUGAUGGUGUAUUCGCUGCCAGACAUAUUGAUAUCCGACCUCUCAAUGCAGGCAGGUGCCAGUAUUAUUCCAGUGGCACCUCAUACCCUUUGGAUGGUUAUAAUACAGAGGUGACUUGCCAGAGUCAGAUGCGUGGUCCGUGCAUCAUGAAAAUCAAGAGUGAUACCUGCUACUGUUGUGAUCUUUAUAACUGCGACAGUCGUGAAAUCUUAGGUGGUUAUUAUGAAUAUAAUGAUGUUGGAAGUUGCCAGGAGGUCAUUCAACUGUACCAUCUACUGUGGUCUUCAACCAUCCUGAAUAUCGUGGGUUUGUUUCUGGGAAUCAUCACAGCAGCAGUCCUCGGAGCCUUUAAAGAUAUGCAGAUACCUGUUACUCCUCCAAUUAUAUGUGCACCUGAGCCCCCACCUCCUCCUAUAAUGUAUGAACCUGGACAUCAGGUGUUGGCCUAUACAGAAUUUUAUCCUGGAUCUCCCCACCUGCCACCCUACAGCCCAUAUGAUAUUCAGCAUCCCGGUUUGUACCCAGACUCCACCCCAUCUGACGAGUCCCAGUCUAUCUCACAGUCUGCUUCAAGUUACAUGUGGCCAACCAAUGCUCCUCCCCGUUACUCCCCUACGUACUAUCCACCAGAUGAGAAGCCACCACCCUACACUCCUUAAGCUCGCCUUAUUCUCACUGCAGGUGCAGACCCCGGUCUUUUCGAAGAACCUCUCGAGUGAGAACACUGUGCAUAUGGACCAUUUUGCAACCUUUCCUUGUGCAUAUCGCUCAUUCACUGUGAUUCACUUUGUACAGGGAAACAUGAGAAUAUUAUUCCGCUGUGGAUUGUUACGGGCAUGUUAGUCUUUAGCUGUUAGAACAUGGUGUGCUAAUUCUCUGCUAGAUCAUAAGCGAUUUUUACACCGGGCCAGGUUUCAAAAUUUAAAAAAAAUUAAAAUAUGGAAUGGCUAAGAUUCCAAAUACAUAAUUUGAAACGAGUAAUCUUAUUUUUAGUUUGUCUUAUAUCAUAAUAUCCUCUGGGAUUUUUUUUUUUGCCGAUUGAAUUUUCAUAAAUAUCUAGGUUACUGUUUCAGUGUCACUCUUAAUGGAAAAAAAAGUGUUAAUCCAAUUUUUACGAAUAAUUAUCAGCCUGUUUACCUCCUCACGGGCUGGUGCGCUCUUGUUGUGUUGUGGGGUUGCAAAUCACAGUUUGGUCUAUCGGAGGGCAGAAGCCAAUUGAAGGUUCAGAAAUGGAAGUCUCUCCUCAUUAUUCCAACACCUCAAUGUUAUUUAUGGAGCUGCUUUGACGGGGAGCAAGUUAUUUCUGGGAUACCAGCUCGUAGGAAAGAUUGCAUUUGAGAAAUUGAGAGGGAAUACUAAUUGGAAUAACUUUCCAUUAGUCACAAAAUAAUGGAUGUGUUACGAGACCAAAUUCUGAAACCGUAAGUAAACCUAGAGAGGUUUGGCAACACAAGCUGACCAAAGACAUUGAGUACACAGGAGAUCUGGGAAGAGGUGCGCUGUUAGAGCCAGGCUUGACUAUCUUCUGAAGAUGAAGCCACUUACAUCGCAAGGCAUAAUUACAGGGAAGAUGAUAAUUCUGAUUAUUCUGAUUCUUACCUCCUCCUUCAGUAAUGGAAGUUACGCAAUAUAGUAUAUACAUUUCUGCAAAGCAUCGUCAAUAUUGCUUCACUGCCAGCUUGGAAUGGGGCUUGAUCCAACUGGGAGAAGACAAAAAUUGUAGCCCGGCCCAAAUCCCUGCUACAUGGGCUGAAGAUACUACUGUUCACAUGGAACUCUAUAAGACUGUUUAACUGAUGGAUAAUUAUGGGACUCAAACUCACAGCCUUCUGGUUAGAGAUUAGUAUGCUGCUUUAGCUAACAGGGCAGCGGUUUCAUGUACUAACCAUCUGAAAAAGCAAAGGACCGCAGUGGUAGAAUGUGACAAGUGUACAUUUUUGUGUGUAAAUAUAUAUGCAUGAAUAUUGUGAAUAUCAUUCUUUAUACAGUAUUUACCCAAAUAUAGUUUCAUAACCAGCAUAAAUAUUUAGAAAUUAGUUAUUUUUCCAGAUGUAUUUUAGAAAUGCAGAUGUUUUUGAAGGCUGUGAAAGGCUAUUUAGCAACCAAAAGAUUGAUCGAUUAAUUAAUUAAUUAAUCAAUUAAUUGCAGAAUAACUGAGUGGUUUAAAUAUCUAUCAGCGAGGCCUCAAAGAGGGAGAGACCAUUUCCACAGUAAAUGCUUCAGUGGCAAUCAGUAAGAGUAACAUUUGAACACAACAGACUCAGUGAGAAAACAUCAUUGAGAGGAGUAGAUAUAGAUGGUGCCCGAAUUCCGUGCGUUGGCUGGAUUCAUUUCAGAAGUUUAUAAGGUGGAAGGCUCCUUUGUUAUUUUUUGAGAAGAGAAAGUGAGUC
Messenger RNA from Callorhinchus milii (elephant shark), 2804 nucleotides. RefSeq names its product transmembrane protein 255A (gene tmem255a). The transcript has 9 exons. The record is from RefSeq and is a predicted model, not a curated record. NCBI's taxonomy places the organism in Eukaryota, Metazoa, Chordata, Chondrichthyes, Chimaeriformes, Callorhinchidae. The coding region runs from base 93 to 1073 and encodes 326 amino acids.